Molecule: messenger RNA, 1415 nt
Organism: Radiomyces spectabilis
Lineage: Eukaryota; Fungi; Mucoromycota; Mucoromycetes; Mucorales; Radiomycetaceae
Exons: 2
Coding region: 85-1218 (377 amino acids)
Source: RefSeq, a predicted model, not a curated record
CUUUUCUUUCCAUCUUUUUUAUUCUUUCUUUUGGCUUCUGUAGUUUUUUGCUUUGACUUGGGCUUUCUUUUUUGUCUUUUUGUAAUGACGGAACGUUUCGAAUUUCAACUACCUGACAAUAUGCCUGCGAUACGCACGUCGAUUAUACGGCGAAUUCAGAAACGUAAAGCUGGGUUGAACAAGACGGGAUCCAAACGACAUAGUUCUGUUGAUGGCCAUCUCGAUAAUGGUCUUCCUUCUCCACCCAUAGAGACAUGUACUUUUGAAGAAGGCCAUGCCUACCCACCCUUACUAGAGUCUAGAAGUAUGUCCAAACAACCACAGCCAAAAGAGCCAUCCCCACCAGCACAGACGUCCGACGUGCACUCGUCUUGUGCUUCACCCAACUCAAGCACCAUCUCCCCUCCUUGUUCCACCUCGAGUGAAUUAGAUCAAGAGACUGUGCGUCAAAAAAUUAAGCAACUGCAGGAAGAAAAGCAUAAACUAUUCCAAAUCAUGAAAGAUCUGUUGUCACGCCCACCUGUUGCUUCCAAUCCAGCACCGGCUUCGCCUGCCAGUACUACCACCGCCACGGCGACGCAUUCUCCCACCAUGGAUACCACCGCGAUGACUCUUCAAUCUCCUCCUUCUCCUUCUCUUCCUUCUAAGGAUACUGCCGUGGCUACGACCGUGACCACACCGACCGCGGCUACUGCUCUUGCUGCAUCUACCCUUCCUCCUUCGUCCCCCUCCUUGUCCUCCGCUUCACCCUUGCCGUCUCCUGCUCAGUCCGAGCCUUCACCAUUCAAACGAGAACGUACUGUUUCUGAAAAGAUGGAAGACUAUCGGCGUUCCGUGAGUCGAGACCGUCGUCACAGUCGAUCCCAUAGUAUGAGUCAGUAUGAAUACCGAUUCUCGCCGUCAUCAUCGUCCAUGGAGGGGUCUUUCCACCCAUUGCCAUCUUCCCCAUCCCAACGUUAUCACUACAAUGAUCGUUCACGCGCACCUUUAGCAUCGUCAGCUUCACGUUACUAUCCAGAUUAUGACAAUCGAGUGCCGGGUGCCAGUCGCUAUUCUCCUUUACAUUCUCCCAAUACGUCCACUUCCCAUGCUUGGUCAAAUCCCGCUUACAUGUCUCGUCGACCACCUUCGGGCUUCCCUCGGUCCGGCAGUGGUCCUAUUAGAAACAACUUCCGACCCUCCAGACCCCUUGCCGAUAGACACAUCCCACGUUACUAAACAACAACAGCAUGGAUUUCAUGACGUUUUUCCUUAUAUUUUGUUUUCUCUUUGCAUCUCAUGACCUCUAUUUAAACAUUGUGCAUAGUUCCGAUAUACCAUUUUUAUUUUACGUUAUCAAAAAACUUUGAAAAAAGAGAAAUCCUCCACACACACACUCCCCAAUUCUCAUCCUUUUUUUUUUCUUUGUCGUCCUA